Rhopalosiphum padi (bird cherry-oat aphid) is the source of this 2142-nucleotide messenger RNA. RefSeq names its product tubulin-specific chaperone C-like. Bases 506 to 1411 code for a protein of 301 amino acids. Gene Ontology annotation, biological process: post-chaperonin tubulin folding pathway; tubulin complex assembly. NCBI's taxonomy places the organism in Eukaryota, Metazoa, Arthropoda, Insecta, Hemiptera, Aphididae. The transcript is spliced from 3 exons. Gene Ontology annotation, molecular function: tubulin binding. The record is from RefSeq and is a predicted model, not a curated record. Gene Ontology annotation, cellular component: cytoplasm.
GCUUUAUCACAAAGACAUAGAACAAUAUUAUUAUUAUUUUGGUAUUAUCAAAAAGAGUUACUAAAAUACCAAGGAUUAUUUUUACUCGCUAAAAUACCAUUGUGCUAACACAAAUACAUUAUAAAAACGUAGAAGAUUACAGAAUCACAGUUAAUGUCAGUAAUCUCUUUUCGACGCCUUAAAUGGUGCAGCAUCUUCAGCCGGCGUGACUAGGAAGUUUUCUUUGUUAUCGUCCCACACUCCCACGCUUUUGCGCCCAUAACCCAUCAAGACGUCCCACAGGGGACAGGGCACAUUCAAAAGUUGGUAGACGGCGUUUACGAAUUGUAUGAUGCUCACUAAGAAGACGAUCAAUGCUGUAAAUAUUGGCCUUUUACUAAUCACUAUUUUUGUUUGGUCAUAUGUUGUUGCUGCUGCUCAGAUGAUUCAUGAACAAACAUCAUCUUGUAAUUAACGAAUUAUCACAAGAGUCCUUUUACCAAUUGUUUUGUCGUGUGAACUAAACAUGGAACCAGCUGUUGCAGAAGAACCAAUUAAUCAAAAGUCAUCAUUUGAUUUCACGUUUAAAACAAAAUCAAAAGAAAUUAAUGACAUGUUAAUCAGUAUUGAAAAAAACCAAACUGAUAAUUUUCAUGAUAUUUUACAAAAAAUUAAUGAACUUCAAGAGUUUUUAAAUGAUUCCAAAACAUUUCUACCAGCUUAUAAUAUGAAAAAGUGCUCUGAUGAAAUCAAAGACAUUACUAAGCGUUAUGAACAAUUACAUGAAAAAUUACAGCCUAAGAAGAAAUUUGCUUUUGGUAAACAACCAGCUACAUCAGCAGUAGCUAAACCUAAAGCUAAAGCUGAAGACAAAUUUGAACCAGUAAAUCAAUUAAAAGUUUAUAAAGAGGACUGUGGAUUUAAAAAUCGUGCUGAUGUAAAUAAUUUAGUACUCACAGAACACGAAUGCAAUAUGAAAGAUGUAGCUUUAGAUACAUUGACUAAUUGCACUGUUCUCAUGUGUGGUACACCUAGUACUGUGCGUGCAACAUCAUUGACAAAGUGUAAGGUAUAUGUAUGUGCACAAACGUCAAUUUUUAUUGAGAACUGUAAGGAUUCGGUAUUUAUAUGUGCAUCUCAACAGUUGCGUAUUCAUGAUACAUUUGAUACUAGUUUUUAUAUUUACGUUACUAGUAGCGCUAUAAUAGAAAACUCUAAACAGUUACGAUUUGCUCCUCUUUCAUUAAACUCUGCACUACUUAAAAAAGCAUUUAGAAUGGCUAAUUUUGAUGAAUUCAGAAACAAUUGGAAAAUUGUAAAUGAUUUUGAUUGGUUGUCAUCAUAUGAAUCAUCACCAAAUUGGUAUGAAAUACCAGAAGAAGAACGCAAACAACCUAGUGAAGAAACUGAUGACCUAAUAACGGAUCAAUAGUUGACACAUUUGAUUUAACACUUUAAUAGUUAUAUUUUUUACUCUAUUUAAUUUUAUUUAAUCUACGGAUAAUUUUUUUUAAUAGUUUUAAUUUUUUUUUUUUUACUUUAAAAAAAAAACUAAAAGAUAAAUAUAUUUUUUACUACUUAAAUAAAAACUAAGGGAUAGAAAAUGUACUGCAUUGUAAUAUUAGGUCUCAAAAUAUAUUACAUAAAUAAAAAUUUACAAUAUAUUUUGGCUGAAUUCAUAAUCACAUUGUAUUCAUUUUUAAUUUUGUAAAACUAAUUAAACAAAAUUACUACAUUUUAUUUUAUUUUUAAAUCUAUGGGUUAUUGUAAAAAAUCUAAUAACCUGUAAAAUUAAUAAUAUGUAAACAACGUAAUCGAAUCACUAUUAUAUCAGACACAAAUAUUGUUUAUCAUUGAAAUAUUGAUAUGCUGGUAUGACCUAUCAUGUGUAUUGAAUAAGUAUACAUUUGGAAUAUGGCAUGUCUGUUAGAAAAUAUGAAAAAUACAUUUACGUACAAAAAACAGCUAUAAGGACAUUGCGAAAUUUACAAUUCAUGGGAACUCUGGUCUUGGAGAAGAGGAAUGGGUACCUAAAGGAGUCGCCGCACGUCUUUUUCAUAUCAAUAAUAAUCAUAUAUUUUACAGUACUUACAUGCCUCACACAGUUGUAUUUUUAUCUACUAAUUUGUGAUUUAUUAAAAUAAAAAAUCAAUUCAACUUAAA